This is a messenger RNA of Loa loa (African eye worm), 642 nucleotides long. RefSeq lists its product as hypothetical. The record is from RefSeq and is a predicted model, not a curated record. Gene Ontology annotation, biological process: protein depalmitoylation. The transcript is spliced from 4 exons. Lineage: Eukaryota; Metazoa; Nematoda; Chromadorea; Rhabditida; Onchocercidae. Gene Ontology annotation, cellular component: plasma membrane; endosome membrane. Gene Ontology annotation, molecular function: palmitoyl-(protein) hydrolase activity. The coding region runs from base 1 to 642 and encodes 213 amino acids.
AUGGCUGUCAUCAUUAAAUACCAUCUCCAUGCGAUCGUUCAGUCAUGUAAAGCAUGCAGGGAUAUUUCUCAGCUGUUGAAAACUGACUUUUAUGCUUAUGAUUAUUCCGGAUACGGUAUUAGCACUGGUACCUCAUCGGAAAAAAUAUUUAUGCUGAUAUUGAAACUGCUUAUAAACAUAUUUCUGAAUCGCAAGGACCACAUGUUCGAUCAAUGGGGUAAUCAACUAAGUAGCUUCCAGAUUGCCUUACUUGGUUACAGUAUUGGUACAGUACCAACAAUUUACAUGGCUUCCAAACAUCCUCCGAAUCUUUGUGGAAUAGUACUUCUUGCUCCACUUGCAUCCGGCCUAAGACUGUACGCAGAAGCUAAUCGAACAUGUUGCAUGGAUCGAUUUUUAAAUUACGACAGAGCUCCGGAAGUCAAUGUUCCCGUAUUAGCUUGUCACGGUUGUAUGGAUAAUGUCAUUCCAAAAAAACAUAGUGAAGUACUGGUAGAACGAUUCCCGCGUGCUGUGACACCCUUUUACGUGGAACAGGCCAAUCACUUGACCAUAUUUUCCAGACAGAAUCUUUCUGUAUUCUUUAGAAUCCGUUACUUCCUGUCUCACGAAACUGACCCAUUGCAAGCUGAAGUUGUCUGA